This is a messenger RNA of Sus scrofa (pig), 954 nucleotides long. Its product is annotated as olfactory receptor 8S1-like. NCBI's taxonomy places the organism in Eukaryota, Metazoa, Chordata, Mammalia, Artiodactyla, Suidae. Gene Ontology annotation, molecular function: G protein-coupled receptor activity; olfactory receptor activity. Gene Ontology annotation, biological process: G protein-coupled receptor signaling pathway. The record is from RefSeq and is a predicted model, not a curated record. Gene Ontology annotation, cellular component: membrane.
AUGGUUUUAGGAAACCACAGCACCAUCCCAGAAUUCAUCCUCCUUGGACUAUCUGCCGACCCUCACAUCCAGGUUACGUUCUUUGUACUUUUCCUAUGGAUUUACCUCCUAACCAUGAUGGGGAACCUGAUGAUGAUGUUGGUCAUUAGGAUGGAUUCUCACCUCCAUUCACCCAUGUACUUCUUUCUCAGUCACCUCUCUUUCCUGGAUCUUUGUUUAACUUCAGUCAUUGUGCCCAAGAUGCUGGAAAACCUCCUAUCUCGGACAAAAUCAAUACCAAUAGAAGGAUGCCUUGCUCAGGCUUUUUUUGUGUUCUCCAUUGCAGGAACUGAAGUUUUUGUGCUCUCUGCCAUGGCUUAUGACCGCUAUACUGCCAUCUGUCACCCUCUGGUCUAUGGCCAGCUGAUGAGUAAACAGCUGUGUAGGGGUCUGGUAUGGGGCUCCUGGGGACUGAGUUUUCUGGACGCUCUCAUUAACACCCUCAUGACUUUGAAUUUGGACUUCUGUGGGGCUCAUGUCAUGCCUCACUUCAGCUGUGAGCUGCCAUCUCUAUUAUCUCUAUCUUGCUCUGAUAUCUCUAUCAACUUUUCAGUCCUGGGGUGCUCUGCAGUCAUGCAUGCCUUUGGAACUUUACUCUUGGUCUUCUUCUCAUAUGCCCGCAUUGUCUCCACCAUCCUGAACAUCAGCUCCACCACAGGUAGAAGCAAGGCCUUCUCCACCUGUUCUUCCCACCUCACUGCAGUGAGCUUCUUCUAUGGAUCUGCUUUUCUUCGCUAUUUCAUGCCAAACUUGAGUUCCCCACUGGAGUUGAUUUUUUCCAUACAGUACAGUGUGGUCACUCCCCUAGUGAAUCCUCUUGUCUACAGCUUGAAGAACAAGGAAGUAAAAGAAGCCCUGAGAAGAAUGCUGCGAAAAGGUUUACAGCAUCGCAGAUGGAGAACAAGUGGAGAAUGA